This is a messenger RNA of Adineta ricciae, 348 nucleotides long. The record is from the annotation of a GenBank genome assembly. Lineage: Eukaryota; Metazoa; Rotifera; Eurotatoria; Adinetida; Adinetidae.
AUGAGAAGAAAAUCUAUAUUCACGUCGAAUAUUUCAUCGGCAUCGACAUUGACAUCUUACACACCGGAAACCAAGUCGGAUAUUAUUUCAUUUGCCAUUGGUAAUCCAGCAAAUAAAACUGCGGCAAAACUAAGUCAAUUUAAUGAAGAUUUAUUAGGUAUGGAAGAUGCGAAGUUGUUCACUAAACGACAUAACAGUGAAUUACAACGUUGUUCGCAGUUCUAUUCGUUAGCAAGUCUUUUCCAUGAAACAACAACAAAAGAUAAACAUCGAUUGAAUGGAAGAGAUGUUCAAAAACUGGCUUCAACUAUACGAGGAUUUCUUUCACGAAUAUUUAUUUGCACUUAA